GACCGGAAGUUGAGGGGGACUUCCGGGGUCAGCCUGUGGGCCGCCUCGAGGCGUUGCGCGGUUCUGGGAGCGGCUGCGGUGGGGGAUGCUCGCGCGCGCGCGCGGCUCCUCCACGUUGCAGCCCGCGCUCCCGCCUGACUCCGAAGUCCCCGCGGUCCCAGCCAUGCCCAGCCUCAGAACUCGUCCUGGAAAGGCAGAGAUGGAGCCCUCAGUUCCUGGACCAUCCCCUCGGACCCCCGGCACCCAGGUCUCUGUGAGUGAUGCUCCUGCUGUGACCCACCCUGGAUCUGCACUUCAUGGUCCCCUCAGCUGUGGUGACACUGAGCCAGGAGCCACCCCUCCACACCAUCAGCUGGCAGAUUGGGACCUGAGGACCGAGGGCUCACAGCUUCUUCAGAAGGAAGACGCUUCUGAGGAUUUGGAAUCCCAGGCGGGAACAUCAGAAGAUUAUGUGGGUGCUGGUUCCCAGGCCCCUGAGCGUGGAGAGCUCUGUGCUGACGUGCUAGGGAGUGACUGGGGGGUCCCCCAGGGCGAGGGGCUGUCCCUCUGCCAGGAGGGGGGCUUCAUGCCUGCGUACCUGCUCCCCGGCAGCCCCUUAGAAGAGCCAGAGAUGGACACCGAACCCUUGGAGAGAAACUUUGGUCUCAUCAUCACCCCAGUGGCCUCUCCGGGCGAGCCAGAGGAAGAGACGCCCCAGCCGUUCGACGCAUGUGACCAGAGCGUCCACUGCGGCAUGGACCUGGCCGGCCCCGAGGGUCUGCACGCAGCCGAAAGCUCGUUCAUAUGCGGCGAGUGCGGGGAGUCCGUCGGCCUGCACGCGGACCUCCUCAGGCACCGGCUCAGCCACCGCGGGGAGAAGCCUCACGUGUGCGCCGAGUGCGGCGAGGCCUUCAGCCAGAGCGCCAGCCUCGAGAGCCACCAGAGGUCCCACGAGCCGGCUAAGCCCUUCCAGUGCAGCACGUGCGGCAAGGCCUUCGGGCGGAACUCGAGCCUCAUCAAACACCACAGGGUCCACACCAGGGAGAGGCCCCACGCGUGCGGCGAGUGCGGCAGACCCUUCAGCCGGUUCUCCAACCUCGUCAAGCAUCGCAGGGUCCACACGGGCGAGAAGCCGUACAGGUGCAGCGAGUGCGGCAAGGCCUUCAGCCAGAGCUCGAGCCUCCUCCAGCACCGGAGAGUCCACACCGGGGAGAAGCCCCACGUGUGCCCCGUGUGUGGCAAGGCCUUCAGCUACAGUUCCGUGCUCCGAAAGCACCAGAUCAUCCACACGGGUGUGAAGCCCUACUCGUGCAGCGCCUGCGGCAAGGCCUUCAGCCACAGCUCCGCCCUCAUCCAGCACCAGGGCGUGCACUCGGGCGACAAGCCCUACGAGUGUCGCGAGUGCGGGAAGACCUUCGGUCGCAGCUCCAACCUCAUCCUCCACCAGCGAGUUCACACGGGAGAGAAGCCCUACGAGUGUGCCGAGUGUGGGAAGACCUUCAGCCAGAGCUCAACGCUUAUCCAGCACCAGCGAAUCCACAAUGGCCUGAAGCCCCACGAGUGUGACCAGUGCGGUAAAGCCUUCAACCGCAGCUCCAACCUCAUUCACCACCAGAAAGUCCACACUGGGGAGAAGCCCUACACGUGCGUGGAGUGUGGGAAGGGCUUCAGCCAGAGCUCGCACCUCAUCCAGCACCAGAUCAUCCACACGGGAGAGAGGCCCUACAAGUGCGGUGAGUGUGGGAAGGCCUUCAGCCAGCGCUCGGUCCUCACCCAGCACCAGAGGGUCCACACCGGUGAGAAGCCCUACGACUGCGAGGCCUGCGGGAAGGCCUUCAGCCAGCGGUCAAAGCUGGUCAAGCACCAGCUGAUCCACGCCAGGGAGUGAAGCUGCUCGGCUCGGCCACAGCCCCCCCACCCCCAGCUGGGCUCCCCGCCGGCUCCUCCCGCCCCCAGGCCUCGCUCCCCUGGCCCCGCACAAGCCCUGCCCCUGGGACCCAGCUUCUCUCCUGUGGUGGUGUUCUGUUUUGUUAUCAGACUGCCUGUGUGUUAGGAGGGAAGAGAUGAUGGGGCUGCCAGCUUAGGAGCAGAGUGCGUUCCCUUCCCAGUGGUCGGUAACCAGCAGAGUAAACCGAAAUCUGUGUGGAGAGAAACACAGUGGCCUUUCGUCUGGUCACUGGUCUCAGGGAGUGAGGUCCUGGUCGAGGCCACACUUGUUUUCUCUUUACAUAAAGUCAGAUCGAGAGUUUUUCAGGAGUUCCCGUUGUCUGAGCAGUGAUGAACCCGACUAGUAUCCAUGAGGAUUCGGGUUUGAUCCCUGG
This is a messenger RNA of Phacochoerus africanus (Common warthog), 2300 nucleotides long. It is a transcript of the gene ZNF16, whose product is annotated as zinc finger protein 16. Gene Ontology annotation, biological process: regulation of transcription by RNA polymerase II; central nervous system development. The coding region runs from base 86 to 1867 and encodes 593 amino acids. The transcript has 3 exons. Gene Ontology annotation, molecular function: RNA polymerase II cis-regulatory region sequence-specific DNA binding; DNA-binding transcription factor activity, RNA polymerase II-specific. The record is from RefSeq and is a predicted model, not a curated record. Gene Ontology annotation, cellular component: nucleus. Lineage: Eukaryota; Metazoa; Chordata; Mammalia; Artiodactyla; Suidae.